Cetraspora pellucida is the source of this 789-nucleotide messenger RNA. The record is from the annotation of a GenBank genome assembly. Lineage: Eukaryota; Fungi; Glomeromycota; Glomeromycetes; Diversisporales; Gigasporaceae.
AUGGCUGAAACUAUCUUGGGCUCUACGGCUCGCCAACGCUUAGAACCUUACCUUCUUCUUUCUAAGUCGGCAAAAGGAGGAGCGUGUGUUCAACUGAUUAAAGACGUUCUGGCGGCACCGGGGGUUUACGUAUUCGCAGAACUGUUGACUAUGCCUAAUGUUGCUGAGCUUGAACAUAACGAGCAAUAUCAACCAUACUAUACGCUACUAAAACUAUUCUCAUAUGGAACAUAUAAAGAUUAUAAAGAAAGCGUUUCACAAUUACCUUCAUUGGAUCCAGUUCAACUCAACAAAUUAAAAUAUUUGUCGAUUGUCUCUUUGUCUGAAAAAUCAAGAACUAUUCCUUAUGAUACCCUUUUGGAAUAUCUUGAUAUACCCAAUGUACGUGAACUUGAGGAUCUAAUUAUAGAGGCGAUCUAUCAGGAUGUUAUCAAGGGUAAAUUAGAUCAAAAGAGGAAACAACUUGAGAUAGAAUAUACUAUGGGUAGAGAUUUGCGACCGGGACAAAUUGAUCAAAUGUUACGGGUUUUAAGUGCUUGGUCUCAAACUUCAGAAGAAAUUUUGGCGGCCAUCGACGCCAAAAUUAUACAGGUUCGUGAUGCAGCUAUUCAAAACAAAAAACAAAGGGAAGAAUAUGAGAAAGAUGUAGAACGUCUUCGAAAAGAAGUUAAAUCAAGCUCUAAGAACGCAGAUCAUAUGGAAAUCAUGAGCGGUUCGAUCGAUCAAUAUGGUAGCAUGGAUUAUCAUGAUGAAAAUAUCAAAGGUGGAGGUCGAACUGGAAAAAGGUAA